Molecule: messenger RNA, 903 nt
Organism: Serpula lacrymans var. lacrymans S7.9
Lineage: Eukaryota; Fungi; Basidiomycota; Agaricomycetes; Boletales; Serpulaceae
Exons: 5
Coding region: 1-903 (300 amino acids)
Molecular function (GO): nucleic acid binding
Source: RefSeq, a predicted model, not a curated record
AUGGCCCAUAUUGUUCAUUGGGAAAUCAAAGAGACCUCACUGUUUUGGUUGGAAGACACCAGUGCAACAUGUUUCUGGUAUCGCAACAACAAAACAGCAUGGAUGACAGCAGAGUAUUUUGAGGAAUGGAUCAAACACUAUGACACAUGGUUCAGAGAGAAGAAUCAAAAAGUCUGCUUGUGGCUUGAUAACUUUGCAGGGCACAAUAAUGCUGGUGAAGACGACAUUUAUAAUAUCAAUCUGCUCGAGGUCAUGCUCAUGGCCAAUGAAGCAUGGGUAGCUGUUAGCACUGAGACAAUAAGGAACUGUUGGCACCAUGCUUUUGAGUUAAAAGGGCCACCAACCCCCAGUGCACUGAAGAGCGGAACGAGUGAUGCUGGUGCUUGGAAGAUUGUUAAGGGAUAUGUGGAUGCCACAAUUGCCACAAUGCCAGUUGCUAUAAGAGCAUUGCAAGAGCAUCUGGGCACCCGCUACAAUGAGGCGGACUGGAAGCCCACGUUUGAUGCAAUUUUUCCAGCGGAAGAUGACACGACCACUGCAGUGAUAGCCCUCAAUAAUCUUACAGAAAAAGCGACCACUUAUAUGCAGCCAAUUCCAUGUUCCAUCAUCUCGACUUCACAAUCCAACAAAUGUUCUAUUCCCAAGCUCGAAAUUGCUGAGUCCAAGUUGAUGCAAUCAAUUGAUGAGCUACACCAGCGCAAGAGGAUAUGGGGAACGCGGCUGACAAUUGAAGAGCUUUUGAAUCCAAUUGAGGAGAUGGAAAUAGUAGAGUCACCAUACAGAUUUCUGGGUGGAGACGAGGAGAUUAUUGCAGCAGCUCGAGCUGCAGUGGUGGCAGCAGAGGAUGGAGUAGCUGUAGGUGAGUCGCCCACUGCAACGUCAUCACCAAUCUGGAGUGUGUAA